CGACUUGCGGCAGCCGCGGGGACACCUCUCCUCGCGCUUUCGCCGACAUUGCUACUCGCGGUACACAAUUUCGUGUCGAGCUCGCGACCUGCGCGGACGUGGAUACCUUUACUCAAUAUUCUUCGCAGUGUUUUACCUGUUCGCACACACCUGCGCUCACCUGCUGCUAAUUACACGUUUGCACUCGACGCAAAACAAUAACAUUUAAUGGUUACAACACAGAGUGACUAAAGUGCGGGUAUUAACGGUUUUAAUAGUUUUAAUGAUGACGGAAACGGUGGUCACUGUGCAGCCCAACCAAGGGCCCAACAACAACGCGGCGAAACCCGAUGGCACUAAUCAACCGGGCGCCCUCUCGUGGCUUAAGAUCAAUUUGGAUUACUAUCGCACCAUGCCCGGACAAAUCAAACUGGUUGAAUUGGUCUUUGGAAUAAUCUGCAUGUCGUUGGCUUCUCCAGCGUAUCUGUCAGGCACACACUGGUUCCUCUUCGUCGUGACAAUCAGUUUCAUUGGCACGCUCAUCUGGACGUUUGUUUACCUGCUGGGUAUUCGCGAAGCACUAAAUCUUCACAUUGACUGGCUACUAUCGGAACUGGUAAAUACAGGAAUCUGCACUGUUUUGUACGCGAUUGCGUUCAUCGUUCAAUUGGCUGUGUGGACACCAGCUUAUCCAAGAUACCGGGCUGUUAACUUAGCAGCAGGCUGUUUUGGAUUGUUCAACACGUUGGUGUACGGUUUCGGUGCCUAUCUCCUCUACAUCGAAUGGAAAAGCACGCGGACGCCGCAAUAAUAAUCCAGCAACCGCAAAAACCGCAAACAUCAAUUGGAAUUUUGAGCGCAACUCAAUUUCAAUGCCGACGCAAUGUGUCAAACCGUGAAACAAUACAAAUACAAAAUAUUUAAAGAUUAAAAUAAGCACCUAGAAAUCACCGUGAUGACUGAAAUUGUUCAAUAUAGUCAUUCAAAAAGUAUCGAAAUAUCAAUAUGUUAUAAAGUUGAUUUAGUACGUUGCAAAAACACAAAAGGAAACUCUAGUUGUAUUUUAUAUUAUACUGUAUUGAAUUGUAUUGUUUUAAAGCUAUGUUAAUUUAAUGUUUUCACACCAUGUUUCUAUAAAAUAUUCACAUUGUCGAUUGUUGUGCAGUUUAAAAGAUCACUGUAAACGCGUGUAAUUUAUAUACAGAUUUUGUACUUGUACCCGAGUUAAGAUAAAAAGAGAUUAUUUUAUUAAAUUGUUAAGGCGCAUGGACGUAAACGUAGAGUAACAGCAAGACGUGUACUUUGUGAGUCAUUAGGAAAGGAAGUACGGCUUUAAAUGCAAAAAAACGAAGUUAUUAAUAAGUUACAAAAAUACGUUUGAUGUUAUUGCAUAAUCUAAAUAUCCGAUGAAUGAAUCAGAAUAAAAAUAAAUUGAUUUGUACUAAUAAUGGCAAAUUUUUAUGUUUUUAAAUAAAUAAAAGUUUAUAAACA
Molecule: messenger RNA, 1470 nt
Organism: Dalotia coriaria
Lineage: Eukaryota; Metazoa; Arthropoda; Insecta; Coleoptera; Staphylinidae
Exons: 4
Coding region: 263-790 (175 amino acids)
Cellular component (GO): membrane
Source: RefSeq, a predicted model, not a curated record